AUGGAAGAUCACAUCCACAACAACACUAGAACAAUAAACACCAAUUCUACCACGUGCUUAAAACUCUUUGGUUUCAGUGUCCACGAAGAAAACGACGACCCAUCACCACUACCACUAUUUGAAGAAGCUACCGGAAACACUUCACCUUCUGGAUCCAGUGAAUCCGUCAGCGGAGACGGUGGUGCUUCAAGUUUAAACCCUUCCUCCGGCGACCGUAAAUACGAGUGUCAGUAUUGCUGUCGAGAAUUCGCAAACUCGCAAGCACUUGGCGGACACCAAAACGCGCACAAAAAAGAGCGCCAACAGCUCAAACGCGCACAGUUACAAGCUUCACGAAACGCUGCCGUUUCGUUUGUUCGAAAUCCGAUAAUCUCCGCCUUUGCACCGCCUCCACAUCUGCUUGCUUCGCCGGGACAAGUUAUGAUGCCGACUGUUCCUCCGUCGUGGGUCUACAUGCCGCCACGUACAGCGCCUCCUCCUUUCCACGUAUCAGUUUCACACGGUUGCACUUUCCCGUCGGUGAACAACAGCAACUGUAACGCUGGUGGAGGUGGUAACAGUUAUAGCUUUAUGACAAGUGCAAGAUCCGCAGGUGCAGGUUUAUUACCGUGUGUUAGCGGAGUAGGGGAUUCUUCAGCCACAUUGUCAACUAUGGGCUCACAAGCACAGAGCAUGGCCCAGUUUGGGAAACUUGAUGGGCCAUCUUUGAGUAGGUUCUCAAAAGGAGAUGUGGGGCCCAACUUUGAGGAUGGGUUCGGUUUGGAUUUGCAUCUUAGUCUAUCCCCGCCUUGA
Molecule: messenger RNA, 792 nt
Organism: Vicia faba (fava bean)
Lineage: Eukaryota; Viridiplantae; Streptophyta; Magnoliopsida; Fabales; Fabaceae
Source: the annotation of a GenBank genome assembly